AUGUCCCAGAGCAGCCCGGCGCCCGUGCAGCGCUUGAAACUCGAUGCGAGCUCGGCGUUCAUCACCGAGAUGGCUGCUAGGAACGAGCUCCAGGUCGUGGUUGCCAUGGCUCUCGACGAGAUCGUGGAGGAGGAGCGCUGGAGGACGCUGCUCAAGGUCAUGCAGGACCGGCACGACAUUUUCAAGACAGUCAUCACCAGAGACGCCAAGGGAGACCCGUCUCUCGAGCUCAGGGCGGAGGUGCCUUGGGUGCCGGCGGUGUCGAGCGUGGACUUCGACGACGAGUUCAGCGGAACGACCCGGCUGUCCACGGAUCCUGCUUCGUGGGCGGGCGCGGUGACCGCCAGGGACGUGAUCGCAGGGUGGCAUGCCCAGGCCCUCGCCCUGGGCCACGAGCCGCUGGACGAGAACGGCCCGCUCAUCCGUGUCACGCUCUGCCGGUACCCGAGGCUGAACAAGACGUUCGCGCUGUGGGUGAUCCACCACGCGCUGUACGACUCGGACGUCAUCGUGCGCAUCUUCGACGAGCUGGCCCUCGACACGCUGCGGCUGUACGGCCCCGAGGAGGGCGUCAUCUCCGAGGAGGAGGCGGAGCGCGUCCUGAACCCCGGGAGGACGUUCCUGCCGGACAGCGAGACGUUCGGGUCGCACAGGAAGCUGCGCGGGUGCAUGGGCAGCACGUACACGGUCCUGCGCUCGAUCACGAUGAUCGCUUCGGGCAUGCUGCGGGCCAAGCAGAUCCCGAAGACUCCGAAGCUGACCGCUCCUCCGGCCGGGGUGACGGGCGAGCGCAGUGCCGAGGCGGUCCACACGUUCCAGCUCUCCGCGGACCUCACCGCCCGCCUGCGCACGGUUGCCAAGGAGCAGGGCAACACCAACGUCUGGGGGCUCAUGUGCGCGAUUUCACAGGUCACGGCGUACGAGCAGGCCGUCCGGACCGGGCUGAUUCCCAGCAAGCGAUGCGGCUGCCUGGGCGAGCGCCGAAAGGACCGCGUGUUCGUUGCCGCGGAGAUGUCGAUGCGGGCGCUGUCCAGGGACCCCGUGCCCGUGACCAGCGAGCGGGGCAUGGGCCUCUGGGCCACGCAGAUGGUGUUUCAUGCGCCUGCCGCCUUCGUGGACACCCGCGAGGAGCUCUUCGACCUGGCCCGGCGAUGCCGCGCGUCGAUGGUGGACGCUGUCGCGAAAAAGCGCAUCCCGUGGCUCGGGGAACGGAUCGCGGAGCUCGUCCUGGCCGGGCUCGGAACCCGCAAAGCAGUGGAUGUGAUCUCCAAGGCCGCCCCGGUUCCUCUCAUCGCGUUCAACAACGUCGGCGUGGUCAAGCCGGUGUUCAAGCCCCCCGACCAGGCGCGCGUCGUCGACGGGAUCUACUGGUUCGGCGGCGGCUCGAGGCCCGAUGUGGGCGCGUAUCUCGAGUUCUACGUCAUCACUCCGGCGACUUCGAGGGGCCCGGAGAUGUGCAUCACGAUUCACAACAACGCCGGCCGGUUCCCGCGCGAUGCUUUCGUCGCGGCUUGUGAGCGCUUCAAGGCGCUCCUCAUGCUGGCCGUGGGGGGGGAGUAUGCGCAGGUGCCUGUGUAG
Messenger RNA from Pedinophyceae sp. YPF-701, 1578 nucleotides. NCBI's taxonomy places the organism in Eukaryota, Viridiplantae, Chlorophyta, Pedinophyceae. The record is from the annotation of a GenBank genome assembly.